This is a messenger RNA of Pyrus x bretschneideri (Chinese white pear), 972 nucleotides long. RefSeq lists its product as uncharacterized. The record is from RefSeq and is a predicted model, not a curated record. The coding region runs from base 1 to 972 and encodes 323 amino acids. Lineage: Eukaryota; Viridiplantae; Streptophyta; Magnoliopsida; Rosales; Rosaceae. The transcript has a single exon.
AUGGAAGACAAGGUCCUUGGUUUGCAACUGGAAUUUCCGAACAAGCGACUGCGUGGUUCUUCAAAAGGAUGGUUAAUAGCUGUGAAUAUGGAUUUGCUAGUAACUCUUAUAAAUCCGUUUUUAAGGGUGAAAGGGAGACAAAAGAGGGCAGAUUCCAUCAUCGAUCUUCCUCCUUUAGCUUGUCCAGAUAAUAUGUCUCCCCGAAGAAAGACUAUUUUUGUAAAUAAGGCGACACUGUCAGCAGAUCCAAUCUUGGAGGCCGAUAAAUGUAUCGUCAUGGUCAUACAUGAACGUGAGGGUAAUAAUCUGGCUUUCUUUGGACUCACCAAAGAUACGUCAUGGACUUACGUUGUUGAUGAAACACUUCGCUCUCUCCAAGAUGUUGUUCAUGUCGGAAACAAGUUUUAUGUUGUCAAAGAAAUGGGAACACUUUUUUCUUUUGAUAUUACUUCCGAUCAAUCCAUCUCUGAUAAACAAUGGGUUGCUGCCGAUACCUUGGAAUGUUUCCAGAAGUCCGUAAAGACAUAUGUUGUGGUUUUAGAUGAUAACGAACUGUUGAUGGUUCAAAGAGUGGUUGAAUUUGAUGAUGGUGGUCGUUGGACAAAUGAAGUGGGGAUCUUUAAAUUGAAUUUUGAUAUGUACGAGUGGAUUGAGACAGAAACCUUAGGUCACGUUGCUCUAUUUUUGGACGAUAACUUUUCGAUAUCUGUCAAGGCUUCGAAUUUCUCAGGAUGCCUGCCAAAUUGCAUAUACUUCAAUUAUAAUUUUGAUUGUGUCAAUAGUUAUCCAGAACACCGCUUAAAUGAUGAUUAUGACGUGUACGACUCAGGCACUGCCUUAAAACUUUGCUUCAUAUUAUUGUACGUCGCGUCAAAUGUGUCUUUUAUCGAUAAAAACAGAGGUGUAUUAUCGUCUAAAAAUUAUAACUUCAUCAAGCAUCAGAUUAUUGACUGCCGUAUUCCAACUUGUUGA